Molecule: messenger RNA, 2108 nt
Organism: Fimicolochytrium jonesii
Lineage: Eukaryota; Fungi; Chytridiomycota; Chytridiomycetes; Spizellomycetales; Powellomycetaceae
Product: FYVE zinc finger-domain-containing protein
Exons: 9
Coding region: 1-1770 (589 amino acids)
Biological process (GO): DNA repair
Molecular function (GO): metal ion binding; DNA binding
Source: RefSeq, a predicted model, not a curated record
AUGUCCAUGGGGUUGCAGACCAAGUUGCAGACGAUGGAGAUGGACCUACACUUCAACGGCACCACGACAAAAGGAAUGAGCACAACGCCCCGCCUCGUCCGGCUGCCGCGGGACCCAGCCGACGACGAUGUGGACGGGAUGAGCGCUGGCGAUUUGAUCGUCGGGAUGGACGGGCCGGUGGAGGGUGUUGCGUGUCCUAUCUGUGGCGAAACAAUGCUCCACCUAUCCCAACUCAACCGGCACCUCGACGACGAGCACAUCCAACCCACCUCCUCCGACGACGACGGCACAAAAGACGCCGUGUUAUCCUGGUUCAAAGCCGCUCAGCGGCGGGUCGCGCCGUCUUUGACGAGGGCCGCUACGGGGACGCUGAGUAUCACACAACAGUCAAUUAAGGGCGUGGAGGGGAUUGUUGGGGGGGUUGUUGGGGCAACGACAGGGGGUGUAGGCGGGACUUUUGAGUUGAAUGGGGAGGAAGGGGGUGUGGGGUCGCCCGGUGGGAGUGGGGUGGGGACACCGACGGCGAAGGAGUUGGAGGCGAGGGUGAGCAGGGCGCAUUGGCAGAAGGAUGGCCCCAAUGAUCGGUGUGCGGCGGAUGGGUGUGGGAAGGUGUUGAGUUUAAGGACAGGGAGACACCAUUGCCGGAAAUGCGGCCGCCUCCACUGUGACACUCACUCCUCCUACCAAAUGAAGCUCUCCCCCUCCGCCCUCCCGGACCCAACCUCAGGCACAUGGUGUCGCGUCUGCGAACGAUGCUUUACAUCACGGGCAGGCUAUAAGGACUCUGUCGGGGUGUCGCGUAGCAGAACGAAGCUGUAUCUACGGUUACGGAAGGCGAGAAUUGAUACGAUGCAGAUGGAUGUGAAUAAGUUGGAGAAGCGGUUGGAGAAGCUCAACACGAUCUACGCCGAGGAGAACCCACUGGUUCCGACCACGAACGGACAACGGCCGUCGCUGUCGACAAAGACAUUGGCUAGGAUACGCAUCCGCGAACAAGCAAUUGUAGCCUGGGAAAAUGACAGUAGCGUAACCGAAUGCCCGUUCUGCCACUCGCAGUUUGGAAGCUUUGUGAAUCGACGGCAUCAUUGUCGACUGUGCGGGAGGGUCAUCUGUGGGCUGGAGACGUGUUCCAAAGAGUUGUCGCUCACUGGUGGACCACCAACACCAGACGCCCCAACAAUCCGCGCCUGCCCUGACUGCUACCGCACCAUCUCCCGUCGACGAAAUAACAUACACUCGCCCACUGCAACCGCCAUAGCAGCACUGUACCGUGCCAUGACGCGGUAUAAAGCUUCUGUGACUGAAGUGUUGCCGAAGUUUAAUAACCUGUUAAUGAAUAUGGCGAAUCGCGUGGUGACGGAGUAUGAUGACCCGGAGUACAAGCUGGCGUCAAAGUACCGCAAAGAUCUGAUGGAAUGGUUCUCAGAGCUCGACAAAUUGGGAAAACGCAUAAAAUCCCACCCCACGCCCACGCCCACCACAACCCGCCUCCUAACCGCCCUCCACCUCUCCAUAAUCACCUUCCUUCAAACCCACAUGUUUACGCUGCAACUCAUGCCCAAAAUCACCACCCCCAACAAAGCCCUUCCCGCCGUCCCUUCAUCCUCAUCGCAGAAUGAUGACGAGAUCCGGGUGUUGGAGGAACAGCGACGGUUGGUGGAGGGGUUUUUGGGGGAUGCGUUGAGGAGGAGGAAGUUUGAGGAUGCGGCGAGUUUGAGGGUUGGUUUGGAGGAGUUGGAGGGGGAGAUUUCGAGGAGGAGGGGUGGGUGAUGCGGGGAUGGGGGGAUGCUGUUGGUCUUUCAUGAGAUGCGUUGGCGUUGAUGUUUCAGCGUAUGGAGGAAGGGCACAGGUUGGGGAGCAUUUGGAUUGACAGUAGCCUGUGAGAGCUGUAGGUAGACAGAAGCUGUAAAUAGGUGGGAGGGAUGUGGGAGGAUUACAUACCGCAACUCAACUCCAAGGGUACUUCGAAGAAGCGGGUUAGUGUUAUAGUGGGAAGGUAAUAGAAGUUUGUCAAAGCCCUCGUCGUCGGUGUCAGUGUCGGCGGCGGUUAGGGUUAGGGUUAGGGUACCGGUUAGGGUUGUGGACAAGGUGGAAGUGGGUCUGCUGCU